Messenger RNA from Heteronotia binoei (common prickly gecko), 1127 nucleotides. RefSeq names its product E3 ubiquitin-protein ligase BRE1A-like. The record is from RefSeq and is a predicted model, not a curated record. Bases 381 to 1127 code for a protein of 248 amino acids. Lineage: Eukaryota; Metazoa; Chordata; Lepidosauria; Squamata; Gekkonidae. The transcript is spliced from 6 exons.
GGGCGAGAAGCUCGGUCAUUCACACCCGACUGAGCCAAUCAACAAGCCGUGCAGCGGACAACCCCGCCUCUUCUCUGUCCAAAUCAGCCAAUCGGGAAGAAAGCCCGUGCGCGCACCGAAGCCAGAGAGCGGGUCUCGCGCGCCCGACUGCUUCUUCGCUUGUCGCAGUGCAGCGGCUUCCUUGGCGCUCUACACAUACACGCGCACGCGCAGAACCACACCCACUCCACCCCGCCCCUGCGCGUCUGGUCACCUAGCAACAAGCGGCAUCGUGCUACCAGCAGCCUCCGCUGCCGAAGAUUUGAGGGGAGCACAACAGAGUGUUACAAACCAGCUUUUACACAGACAAGCCUACCUGAGUGCUGAAGACUGAAGAAAUAAUGCCCGGUGCCAAGCGCCAAGCACUGAAAAUGAAUGGGUGUGCUUUUAAAGCUCCUGAACCAUUGAAACAUUGUGGCUCGACUUCAUUGCUUACAAAAGUGGUUGCCAAGUCAAGGAUUCCAUCUUGCAUUGUUGGUGUGGCACUUAGAAAUCAAGAAGCAAAAUCACACACAAAUGUGAGGAGUGACCCCAUGACAGAAGAAAAAGCACAUGUCAACAAAUCAAUUCAGGCAUCUUUAGACGAAGAUGAGAAUAUUCUGGAAAAGUUUAAAAACUUACAAGAGGAAAAUCUGCAACUCAGAGGCAACCUAAAAGAGAAGGAUUCAACUAUAUCAAGAUUAAUGAAAAUAACUAAAGAUCAGGCUGCUGAAUAUAACACAGCCAUUGAAUUAGUGAAAGAACAUCAGAAAGAAACAGAAAGGCAAUUGGAAAAAUCAGAGCAUCUAGUGAAGGAGAAAAUCCAAUUGCUUGAGGAAACCAAACAACACUAUACAAAAAUACUUCAAAAACAGCACACACAGCAUGCAGAGCUGGUGCUUGAAAUGAAAAAGCAGAAUGCUGUAGAUAUAAGGAACAGAGAAGAAAAGAUUGCCAAGUUAAGACAAUACAUAUCUGACACCUUCCAAGAAAAAUCCUGGGAACGCCAACAACAGAUGGAUGAAUUAAGGAGAGAGUUAAAUAAAUUUACUGAGGAAACACACAUUUUAAAAAUAAAGCUCGAAAAAGAACUCAGGUCAAAAAGGUGA